Molecule: messenger RNA, 897 nt
Organism: Psilocybe cubensis
Lineage: Eukaryota; Fungi; Basidiomycota; Agaricomycetes; Agaricales; Agrocybaceae
Exons: 4
Coding region: 1-897 (298 amino acids)
Biological process (GO): G protein-coupled receptor signaling pathway
Cellular component (GO): membrane
Molecular function (GO): mating-type alpha-factor pheromone receptor activity
Source: RefSeq, a predicted model, not a curated record
AUGGCUCUGCACUAUGUUGUGCAACCUCACCGUUAUGAUAUUCUUGAAGACAUCGGCUGCCAGCCUGCGAUAUACAACACGCUACCGGCAUACUUUCUCGUUUUCAUGUGGCCGAUCCUUCUCGGCGCAAUCUCUUUUGUGUAUUCUGCUCUCACCUUCCGCGCUUUUUGGAUGCGUCGCCUUCAAUUUGCUCAACUCGUAUCAACAAAUUCCUCCCUCAGCAUCGGUCGCUACGUUCGCCUCAUGAUGCUCGCCGUGACCGACAUGGCGCUGACAGUCCCACUGGGGAUCUUCAGUGUCGUCUUCGGCACACAGGGCGUCGGCCUUGCGCCCUGGAUAUCCUGGGAGGACACGCACUUCAACUUCUCCCACGUCAUUCAAGUCCCUGCUGAAUUCUGGAGGACCAGUCCGUCGUACCAGGUCAGCGUGGAGCUUACGCGCUGGUUGUUUGUCGCGUCCGCGUUUAUCUUCUUUGGGCUGUUUGGAUUUGCUGGAGAGGCCCAGCGAAAUUACAAGCUCGCGUUCUGGAAGAGCGUCAAGCCUCUGGGAUGGACGCCAUCUAAUACGAAGAAAUCAGAGAUCGUUUCGUUGCCGAGUUGGAGGAAGGCCGCUGACUCGAAGAACGUCUCCAUCUCCGACCCCGUUUUCCUUGGUAAAAACAGCCAAAACCUAUCCGGGAAAGCUUCGACGACGUUCAGCGUCGCCUCGUCCACGGACGCGACCGUCCGCGUCGAUAUCGACAUCGAGAAGUUCGCCGAUCAGCCUACACCCUCAACACCAGCUCCUGCCUACGUCUACCCACCGCCUUCAUCAUGUUAUAGCUAUACCAUCACGACUGACGUCUCUCCGUCGUCUUCUGCGACACCUCACGACCCUCAUUGGCCAGUGCAUCGCUGA